Oncorhynchus nerka (sockeye salmon) is the source of this 1337-nucleotide messenger RNA. It is a transcript of the gene emc9, whose product is annotated as ER membrane protein complex subunit 9. The record is from RefSeq and is a predicted model, not a curated record. Lineage: Eukaryota; Metazoa; Chordata; Actinopteri; Salmoniformes; Salmonidae. Gene Ontology annotation, cellular component: EMC complex. The transcript is spliced from 7 exons. Bases 266 to 883 code for a protein of 205 amino acids.
GGCGGGCACUAAAACAGGAAAUGUGCUCAAUCGAUGCAGCUUCUGCUCCAUAGUGCACAAUGUUUGUAAAUUAUCCAUGUAUUCAAUAUUUUGUUAUCUUUAUUAAUAUGCAAUAUUAGACAGUUGAGUUUGAAUCCGGACGCUUGCUUUACUGGUCUUCUGAAAUCUCAUCCCAAGAAAUAAUAUCCUUUGACGGAGACGUGACACAACCUAACUUGAUCCAGACACAGAAAGAAAGCUCUCUCAAAGGGACUAUGAAAAAGUCAUGGGGGAGGUUGAGUUGUCCUGUCUCGCCUAUGUGAAGAUGUACCUGCACGCCUGUCUGUUUCCACGGUGCAGUGUCAAUGGGCUGUUGUUGUCAUCCAGCCCAGCAGGUGGCGCUGUGUGUGUGACAGACUGCGUUCCCUUGCUUCACACUCACCUACCAUUGGCUCCCAUCACCCAGCUGGCUCUCACACAGGUGGAUGUAUGGUGUGCACAGACACAGCAGAGGAUUGUAGGUUACUACCAAGCCAAUGCCUGUGUGUCAGACAGCAGCCCUACGCCGUGUGCGUUGAAGAUUGCAGACAAGAUCGCAGAGCAGUGUAACAAUGCAGUUUUGUUAAUGAUUGAUGGUGGAAAGAUGUCUCCUGACUACAGGGUGCCUCCCAUCGUGAUGUAUGAGCGAAAAGAUACCCGCUGGACCCUCAAAGACAAACACACGAUAAUGCUGCGGCAGUGGGAGGAGACUCGGGACAUAGCCAGUCAGCUGCUGGACUCUGGAGAUCACUCGUUAUUAGUUGAUUUUGACAGCCAUUUGGACGACAUCACUAGGGACUGGACAAAUCAGAAACUGAAUGCCAAAAUAGCAGAGCUUGCCUCACCAGCCAAUGGUAAUGUUUGAAAUAAGCUUGUAGAUAACUAACUUUUGAGUAACAUCUUUCAAAUUUAAAUAGUUGGAAUUAUAUACAGUAUGUCUUAAACCUGCUGAAACUACACAUAUUUAGUUAAGAAUCUUAUUUUUAUUAUUACCAUCUAACAGCCAAAUAAGCACAUCAUCCACGAUAUUUUCUAAAUAUGAAAUAGAUUUAAUAGGAUCAGGCAGAACACUGACAACACAUGCAUAAAUAACUGAAAUAUUGACAGAUCUGUGCAGUCUUCCACCUAACAACAUUCUCAGUCCAGAGUGUGCCUUGUGUCAAACCCAGCAGCCAUGUUGUUAACCCACUUACAACCAUUAACAAAGCUGUGCUCAUAGUUCAAUGGCUGCCAAUGGCAUCACAACAUUACGUACAUCCUGACCCACUGCUUUCAGAGUGUGUAAGCUUAUCAACCCAUUAAACUACAUCUACAAACUA